Adineta ricciae is the source of this 1392-nucleotide messenger RNA. The record is from the annotation of a GenBank genome assembly. NCBI's taxonomy places the organism in Eukaryota, Metazoa, Rotifera, Eurotatoria, Adinetida, Adinetidae.
AUGGAUAAUCAAGCUCCAAAACCAAUGAAAAAAGGGCAUCGAAAUCUUCUCCAUAAAGUUGGAAAGAAACUGGAAAAAUUCGAACAAAGUCUUGGUCUUCAGAGCCCAAAUUUGUCGCACGGAUUUGCAUCAGCAAGCGAUUUAUCUGUACAUUCACAUCGUUCGGAUGUAAAUGAUGCCGAUGAUCAAAGUGAUACUUAUUCAGUUCAGUAUGAACAUUCGGACGCAUCACCUCGAGCUGUUCUUCAUCAUAAACAUACCAGUUCGAUUUCAUCGGAUGGGUCACGUUUGAGUGCACAAUGGCAAGCGAACAAUGACGAGUUCGAACCCAUUGCGAAGGAAUCAAGUUCGCAGUACGAUAAACAAAUGAAAAGUCUUUGCCAAGAUCUAUUGGAAGACAAAUAUGUAAAUUUCUACGAAUGCCGAGAAUAUGAUAAGAAGAUCUCUCUCUUACGCAUGGCUGUUUCAUUCAAUACACCACGGAUCACUGUCCCGGUCAUCUUGUAUCUUGAAAAUACAUUAUCGAAACCAAUCUUUUAUGAAUUACUGAAACAACAUCCAUCAGCAGUGAAAAAUUACAUUAAUAUCGCAAAACUACGACUUGGAAAUGAUCAUUAUAUCGCUAUGCUCAAAGAUUUUGAUCGAAAUGAAGAUGUAGCUAUGCUACACAUUCGACAAGCAAUUGAAACGACUGAUUCUCAUACUAAAAUGACUUUACUUGAUCAAGCUGCUAAUGAACUUCGUUCUCAUCAGUGGUGGUAUUCUCAAAUUGGUGAAUAUCAACAGUUACUUCGUGUUCAACGAGAAUUACAGAGUUCUUCGUCGUCGUCCGAGAUGAAUGUUCGUUUAGCAGACCGAAGCACGCGUGACGCGUACAAAGCGGCGUACGACGUCGACCUUCGACGACACAAAUAUCAACGGCAUGGUGAUAGAGCUACUAAUUUCCGUCGAAGUAAAGAGUUAGAAAGCACACUCAAGUUAACCGAAGAGAUGAUUUUGUGUGCGCGAUUGUCGGUAAUAACACAUUGUAGUGUGCGAACGCAUUAUGAGGACUUUGUUGAGCAAGCAACGAAACAACAUCUAUUUAGUAAAAAGUAUAUCAUUGCACCGGAGAAUUUUGCAGAGAUGGUUUACAAUUGGAUAAGAUUAAGUGGUGAAGGUCAAGAGAAGGCUAGUCAAAAGGCAGAAACGUUUUUAAAUAUGAUUUCAAAUCCAGGACGACGAAUUUAUUAUGCAGAAAAGUUUCAAAACUAUGAUGUAGCGAUGGAUACAAUUGCGAAUGUUCUGCGAGAUCGGAUGGAAUUGGAACAUUUACGUCGACGUAUACCAAAGGAUCAUCCAUCAUAUGAACGUGCCACAGCAUUAUUAGAGAGCGCAAAAUGGAAAAAUUGA